AGUAUUUAGGAGACAACAUGACCUACAAGGACCUUCUCAGUCAUGGCGCUAUUUGGCUUCUCAGACAUGACUAUGCUUUUCAAACACCCAGACCUCUCAUGCCCAACAUGGUUUUAAUUGGAGGUAUCAAUUGUGCAAAGAAAGCUCCUCUGCCAGCGGACUUGGAGGAAUUUGUGGAUGGCUCAGGGGAUGACGGCUUUAUUGUCUUUACUCUGGGCUCAAUGGUGUCCAGCAUGCCUGAGGAUAAGGCCAAACUGUUCUUUGAUGCCUUUCGGCAAAUUCCUCAAAGGGUUCUGUGGCGAUACACUGGAGCCCAACCUAAAGAUGUACCCAAGAAUGUGAGACUUUUGAAGUGGUUACCUCAGAAUGAUCUUUUAGCCCAUCCCAAAGCUAAAGUCUUAAUGACUCACGGAGGAUCCCACGGAAUCUAUGAGGGUAUCUGUAAUGCUGUGCCCAUGCUGAUGUUUCCACUGUUUGGGGACCAGGGGGACAAUGUUCACCGCAUGGUGUCCCGUGGUGUUGCAGAGCAACUCACAAUUUAUGAUGUGACGACUGAAAACCUAUUGACUGCGCUUAAUAAAAUCAUCCACGACAAAAGCUACAAAGAGAAUAUGGUGAAGCUGUCUCAGAUUCACCUGGACCGCCCUGUUCAGGUUUUGGACCUGGCUGUUUUCUGGACCGAGUUUGUCAUGAGACACAAAGGAGCCAAACACUUAAGGGUGGCUGCACAUGACUUGAACUGGAUUCAGUAUCAUAGCCUGGAUGUUAUCGGCUUUUUUGUCAUCAUUCUUCUAACUGUUUUGUGGGUGACACUCAAAAGCUGCAUGUUCUGCACCCGUAAGUGUUGCAAAAAGGGGACUCCAAAGAAGAAGCAACAGUAGUGUUUCUAAUGCAACAGUCAUAAGCUUUUAUAAACUCUGUAAUGAAGUAAAUAAUGGAGGUUGAAACACUGCAAUGACAUGUGUACGCGUGUGUGCACGUGCGUGUGUGUGUGUGUCAAUAAUGUACUUUGAGCCACUUUUUUUUUUACCUUUGUCACGGAAGUGUUUUAAAUGUUUAAAACUGCUCUCCCUCACUGGUAACAUUUCUCACAUUUUCACAUACAAUUCCUCAGAGAAAUGUAUUGAUAAAUUCAAGGUUGCAGCGCAUGUGUGAAAGGAGCUAUAGUCUGCCGGUGAGCAGUAGUAUUUCAGGAAUGUACAUAUCAGAGGGCACUCAAAGGCUGUUAUUAGGGAAACAGAUGGCUGGUCACUGUUAUUUACUAAGUGAUGCUAAGGUUUGAAUGUGUAAACUUUCAGUCAAAGUUUUAUUUGGGACCCACAGGCUAAUGUAAGUUUGCGGUCAACAAAAGCUAUGUACUGUUAAUGCGCUAUUUAACAGCCAAUUAUCUUACGCAAGAAGAAUGUCAACUAUUCAUUUUUUUCUCCCUCUGACUCAGCCUACUAAGAAAAAAAGAAAAGCAGGGAAAGUUCUUUUGACAUAUCAUAGCUUUAAUUCAACCAGGAGCCCCUGUAGCCUGUCCAGAAAAGCCCCAAAAGUUGUUCAAUGUGAGCCUUCAGCUUGGUCUGAAGAUAAAUUAAUUGUCACCUUGGAUUCUACCUGUGCCACGUUAAAUUUUAUUAAAUUCAUUAGCACUCAA
Etheostoma cragini (Arkansas darter) is the source of this 1639-nucleotide messenger RNA. Its product is annotated as UDP-glucuronosyltransferase-like. The transcript has 5 exons. The record is from RefSeq and is a predicted model, not a curated record. Lineage: Eukaryota; Metazoa; Chordata; Actinopteri; Perciformes; Percidae. The coding region runs from base 18 to 881 and encodes 287 amino acids. Gene Ontology annotation, molecular function: UDP-glycosyltransferase activity.